Trichechus manatus latirostris (Florida manatee) is the source of this 6595-nucleotide messenger RNA. RefSeq names its product nuclear receptor coactivator 7 (gene NCOA7). Lineage: Eukaryota; Metazoa; Chordata; Mammalia; Sirenia; Trichechidae. Bases 184 to 3006 code for a protein of 940 amino acids. Gene Ontology annotation, biological process: regulation of transcription by RNA polymerase II; response to oxidative stress. The transcript has 16 exons. Gene Ontology annotation, cellular component: nucleus. The record is from RefSeq and is a predicted model, not a curated record.
CCACCCACCAGAGGGGAUGCGCUCCCCCGCACCGAGCAGCAGAGGCCACCGCUCCCAGAAAUGUAUGCGUCCGAUCCCCUUCUCUCGACCCCGAGGAGCUGGCGACCCCGCCCAGUAGGGUUAUGACGCUUUGAUUUAAAAGGACUUUUCCAAAUACUUACUUUGCACUUUUGAUUGUGUAUUAUGGAUACCAAGGAAGAGAAGAAGGAACGGAAACAAAGUUAUUUUGCUCGAUUGAAAAAGAAAAAACAAGCCAAACAAAAUGCAGAAACACCCUCAGCUACAGCUACAAGGAGUCAUACUGGAAAAGAAGAUGCUAAUGCAGUCAUUUUAGAACAAGAUAAGUACAAUAUUGCUGUGCAAGAGGAUGAAUAUAUUACUGAUGAGAAAAAAAAGAGAAAGAAUAAUCAGUUAAAGGAGAUCAGACGUACAGAGUUAAAGAGAUACUAUAAUAUUGAUGACAAUCAGAACAAAACACAUGAUAAAAAAGAGAAGAAGAUGGUGGUUCAGAAGCCACAUGGUACUAUGGAAUACACUACUGGAAGCCAGGACACUCUAAACUCCAUAGCACUGAAGUUUAACAUCACUCCCAAUAAACUAGUAGAACUGAACAAACUUUUCACUCAUACUAUUGUUCCAGGCCAGGUUCUUUUUGUGCCAGAUGCCAACUUUCCUUCCAGUACCUUAAGGUUAUCAUCAUCCAGCCCUGGUGCUACUGUCUCUCCGUCAUCAUCAGAUGCAGAAUAUGAUAAACUGCCUGAUGCUGAUUUAGCAAGAAAGGCCUUAAAACCUAUUGAAAGAGUCUUAUCAUCUGCGUCUGAAGAAGAUGAGCCAGGCGUCGUAAAAUUUUUAAAAAUGAACUGUCGAUACUUCACUGAUGGAAAGGGUGUAGUUGGAGGCGUCAUGAUUGUCACUCCUAACAACAUCAUGUUUGACCCUCACAAGUCUGAUCCCCUGGUUAUUGAAAAUGGGUGUGAGGAGUACGGCCUCAUCUGCCCCAUGGAAGAGGUGGUUUCCAUUGCCCUCUACAAUGACAUUUCCCACAUGAAGAUCAAAGAUGCCUUACCCUCUGACCUACCUCAGGAUCUUUGUCCUCUGUACAGGCCUGGAGAAUGGGAAGACUUGGCUUCUGAAAAGGAUAUAAACCCAUUCAGUAAGUUUAAAUAUCUCAACAAGGAAAAACGGCAGCAGCAUGGAGAGAGAACCAUCAAUACAGAUUCUAAAUCAACAAGACCUUUGGAGAAGUUAACCGAUGAUACACAUACAAAGCCCUCAGGCAGCCCUGUGUCAGGAAAGUUAAAGAAACUGGAAUCCUCUAUAGAGGCAACCAGUAGAUCUACCACCGUGACUGGGGUCAGCAAGGAACCUCCUGACACUGCAUUUGAAUCUAUAGCCAAAGAAAACUCCCUUUUAGUGGAAGAUGAUGACUUCGUUGACCUGGAGGAACUUUCUUCUCAAACUGAUAGUGGAAUGGAUAAAAGAGACAAUGCAAAGGAGUGCCUUGAUCCAGAGGACCUAAGCAAAGCUAAGUCCCAAAUCAUCAGUUCUGCUACAGAAAGGCAGGUGCAGUCAGCCCUGAACUUUUCAGGAACAGAGAGUGAUGCUGAACUGAAAGGGGCCCUAGAUUUAGAAACCUGUGAGAAACAAGAUACAAUACCAGAAGUGGACAAGCAAUCUGGUUCCCCAGAAAGCCAGGUGGAAAACACACUGAACAUACAUGAAGAUCUAGAUAAAGUUAAACUCAUCGAGUAUUACCUUAAUAAGAACAAAGAAGGAUCACAGUUACCUGAAAACUUGCUAAAGGCAGAAUUAGGUGAUGACAAAAGCAUUGAACCCAUAGGAAUAGACAUCACCCUUAGUAGUUCUCUUCCCCAAGCAGGUGAUCCCUCAACUGAGGAAAAUAAAGAGACAGAUAAAACCUGGAUGAAAGAGAGCCCACUCCUUCCGCUGCAACUGGGCCCUUCUACAGGAGAAAAUAUGAUUAAAGAGUCUCUGGACUCCUCUUUGGAGUCUUCUCUGGACAAUAGCUGCCAAGGUGCACAAAUGGAUAAUAAAUCGGAAAUUCAGUUAUGGCUAUUAAAGAGAAUUCAGGUACCCAUUGAAGAUAUACUUCCUUCAAAAGAAGAGAAAAGCAAGACUCCUCCCAUGUUUCUGUGCAUCAAGGUGGGAAAACCGAUGAGAAAAUCCUUUGCCACCCACUCUGCCGCCAUGGUCCAACAGUAUGGCAGACGAAGAAAGCAGCCAGAGUACUGGUUUGCCGUUCCUCGGGAGAGGGUGGAUCACUUGUACACGUUCUUUGUUCAAUGGUCUCCUGACGUCUAUGGGAAAGAUGCCAAAGAGCAAGGCUUUGUGGUAGUGGAAAAGGAAGAACUUAAUAUGAUUGACAACUUCUUCAGUGAGCCGACGACCAAGAGCUGGGAGAUCAUCACUGUUGAGGAGGCAAAGCGCAGGAAGAGCACGUGCAGCUACUAUGAUGACGAGGAGGAGGAGGUGCUGCCGAUCCUGCAGCCCCACAGUGCUCUCCUGGAGAACAUGCACAUAGAGCAGCUAGCCCGACGCCUUCCAGCAAGGGUGCAGGGGUAUCCGUGGAGACUUGCAUAUAGCACGUUAGAGCAUGGCACCAGCUUGAAAACUCUAUAUCGGAAAUGUGCAUUGCUAGAUAGUCCUGUUCUAUUGGUCAUCAAAGAUAUGGAUAAUCAGAUUUUUGGAGCAUAUGCAACUCAUCCUUUCAAGUUCAGUGACCACUACUAUGGCACAGGCGAAACUUUUCUCUACACUUUUAGCCCCAAUUUCAAGGUCUUUAAGUGGAGUGGAGAAAACUCAUACUUUAUCAAUGGAGACAUAAGUUCUUUAGAGCUUGGUGGUGGAGGGGGAAGAUUUGGUUUAUGGCUAGAUGCUGAUUUAUACCAUGGACGAAGCAACUCCUGCAGCACUUUCAAUAAUGAUAUUCUUUCUAAAAAGGAAGAUUUCAUAGUUCAGGACCUAGAGGUAUGGACAUUUGAGUGAGAUUGAGAAUGCCUUAAGAUAUAACAUGAAAAAGACUGAGUUCGGUCAGCCUCACUAAUGCUGGCUGGAAGAUGAAGUUCUGGCCCAGGCUGCCUCAUCCUAUCAUAACGCUUUCUUUCUGCCGUCAUCUCAGAGAACGAUCACAUUGCAGAAAGAUUCAGAAAGGUACAUGUGGAGGGCAGACACUGAAGAAAGAAAUUUGAAGUUCAGAUUAUACCCCCACUUGCUUCACAUCCAUCCCGUGAGGAAUCAGAGUGUUUAUAAAAUGUAUGAGUUGAAUGCAAUUUUUAUUUUUGGUAACUGUCGUGGGGGCGGGCAGAGGAAGGGAAGAGACUGUGGAAAUAUAUACAUGCCUUGGAUAUUUAUCAGCGUAAUUUUCAUUACCAAAAUGUAUAGCAUACUAUUGUUUGCCCUGGAGGAUGUCUUAUUUAGAAAAAUGAAAGUGCACAGCACUUAAAGGGAAUGUAUGAUUUUUUUGAAACUGUUUUAUUUAUUAUUUUUAAUACAUUGUCGGAAAUGUGUUGGCAGUUGUUUUUUCUUUUAUUGUGUCAAAUCUUAAAAUAUAUGUAUAGAUUUUGUACUGUGUUUUGGCAACAAAUCCAUUUGAUUUCUAUAAUUUUAUAUUGAAUUUUUUUUUUUUUUUGCCCUGAUUGUUCAGGGUGAUAUGUCUUAAACAGCAUAUGUAUAUUGAGUGCAUAAUUCUGAAUUUUUUGAAACUCAUCGUCAGUGUUCAUUGAUUUGACUAGUGUAGGCUGUUAAAAAGGUACUUUUUAGUUACUUACCAUGAACAUAUUUAUAUGCAUGUGUAAAGAAGAAAGAGCCAUUUUUCACAGCCAUAAGUUGAUGUUUAUAAAAAUGGAUACCUUUGUGAACUUAGACUCUGCUUCUGAGAAGAAAGUGUUUUGCUUCUUCUAAAAUCAUGCGUCUUAAACAAAAACUUUAUGUCCAUGGUUGUUUUGCAUAAUUUUCCCCAAGUUUUCACAUUAGCAAGCAGGCCUUCAUUCAAAAAGAAUCGAAUGUUUUAAUUUCUACAGUUUUUAAAUCAAAUGAAAAAUUUUAAAUGAGCCCAAUAGUCUUCAUUUCUAGACUCUUUUAUAUGAGUGAAAGCAAUGCAAAGAAAUGCAUUCAUACAAAAAUUGGAAUAAAAAGGGAAACCUUUUUUUAAUUAACUCAUUUUCACAUCACUAAACAACUCCUUUAUUAAAAAUAAUAACAAUAAUAGUAAUAAAACCUUGUCAAAAACUUAACCAAUAUUAUUGAUUGCCAGAAUUUGAUGAAAGCCAAAGACUGCUAAUGGAAAAAAAUUUCAAAUAAUAGCCAAAGCUGAGAAGUGGUCUGUCCUAAAUUGUAUCCCUAAUGAUCUUUGAGGGGAAAAAUUAAUAAGUAGUAUUUACACACCUGUGAGUGUUAAGUUCUUAGAAUAUUAGACUUAAGCCGGCAGAAUAUUUCUUUUAGGUUAUUCUCUCAUUUUAGACUGUUCAUAAAAGGGAACAAACAAAUUACCAGGUAGUCUCCUGUCAGAUCAGCAAGUACUGGACUCUGUUCACAGUCCAUGUGAUUUUAAGUGAAUGCUAUAAAAUUUCAAAUCUGUAUGUAGCCUGGGUGUGCUUUUCACCCAUGAUCUCCUAUUGAGAACUCUCAAUUAGCAAGAUACUGGCAGUUUAACCUUAAUCUGCUUCUUAAGUAAUGUUUUAGUGUGAGAUACCAGGAAUGUCUCAUAAUGAUUACGGUUACCAUUUAUGCCAUUUGCAGCCAUGUGCUAUUAGCAAACAAAAUGAUCAUUUUGCAUAUAGUUCACUCUUAUCUAGUUUAGUCCAUGAUACUAUACUUGUGAGAGCAUAUCCAGAUGCUGUGUUCUCUAUUAUAAACAGUAUUGUUCAAUCAGAAAUGCGUGAUCCUUCAUUUAUGGAUAUUGAAUAUAUGUAAUGCAGUGCUAUCCCAGUAUUUUCAAUAAAGGAAUUUAUGCAUUCAGUGUGAUUUUCUUUCUUGAGGAUUAAUUCAGCAGGUAUUUGUUAGGUGAAAGGAUGAUGAAAUAUCCAACGAUAAGCAAAGUGCAAUGCUUAUGUUUUCAUUGCUGCCUUGGAACUCCCACUUCAUUCCCUGUAGCCAGCCUCUUAUUCUUUUACCAGUUCAUAGAAACUAUACCUAUUACAGUUACUAGAGACCACUCUUGGCUCUGUCUACCACCCUCUUCUCUAUUCUUAAUCCUUCUAGCCUUUCUGUGAAUAGUGACUUCCUCCUUUUACCAUCUCUCUUGACCCACUUUCUGAUUUUCACAAGGGGAUCUCACCUGCUGAUAAAGUUUCUUUAUCAUCUUGUUGGUUACACUACAACUCCACUACCAGCCUGCCACCAAGCUCCUAAAGAUGAAGAUCCCCAAACAGUCAUUAUUGUUUCUCAAUUCCUCACGUCAUAAGUUCAUAUCAAAGAAUUGGGGUGGGAGGAGUUAACCAAAUGUUUCAUCAGCCUCUGUUGAAAAUUAUUUAGACACGUCUUUAUGCUCCAAGCCACCAGGGACACCCUAAACUAGUGUGAGAAGUAUGAUUGCCUUUCAUUUGUUUUCCCUUUCCUUGAUUCAUCCAGCUCUAAAGGCACAUGCAGCAAGACUAAUAAUGAACUACUUUCCUUUUGAGGAAGGCAUUGAGACUCUCUUAAACCAGAAAGGAAAGCUGAGACUCAUAGACCUUCUUAAGAUGCCUAACCCAUUUUGACCAAUAUAAUCAGAUGAAGCAAGAUAAGGAGGUCAAAAGCCAAGGGAAGUUCCAGAAAGUUUAAGAUAGGGCAGCCACACUCAAUUAUUGUGCAAAUAUAAAAAAAUGGCUUUAACCACUUCCUUCUGCCCUACUGGGUCACGUAUCUUUUCUCACUCAGGGAAAGCCCUAACCUCAAGAGACCACAUCCUCUGUUCCUACCUCCUUGCCUAUAACCAUUAUCCAUAGUGAUUCCUAAAAGUAGGUGAGUUUUCCUGGGAAAAUCAACCUUCUCAAUGCACACCAAAAUUUAAGGUCCUACUCCUUCCCUUUCUAUUUCAAAUCUCUAAUGGUUCAAAACAAAAACUAGACAGGGCCUCCCUAGUAUGGUCGACAAAGUUAUCGAAAUGGUGUUUCUUUAGGGACCUAUUGUUUAUCUUCCAGAUCCAAUAGAACUUUCAGCAAUGAUAGAAAUGUUCCAUGAAUCUGCACUGUCCAGUACAGUAGCUACUAUUCACAUGUGUCUGUUGAGCACUUGAAAUGUGACUUGGGUGACUGAGGAACUGAAGUUUUAAUUUUAUUGAAUUUUAAUUCAAUUUAAAUGGCCACAGGUGGACAGUGACUACCAUAUUGAACAGAGCAGCUCUCGAUUAAGAUGUUAGUGCCAAGUCGUAUUUUCAUUAGCAAUUAACUCAGGCUGUUACUCCCACACCAGAAGAGAACCUUUGCUUCCAGACACUUUGUCUCUGGCAUUAUGGAUCUUCACACAGCUUGGCAGCCCCUAACAUGUCUCUAUGUAGGUAACAAAAAAAACAGAAAAACUCACGGCAACCCCAUGUCUUUCGGAGUAGAACUGUUGCUCCAUAGGGUUAUAAAUGGCUAAAAUCUUACAGAAGUAA